Messenger RNA from Lecanosticta acicola, 1709 nucleotides. The record is from the annotation of a GenBank genome assembly. Lineage: Eukaryota; Fungi; Ascomycota; Dothideomycetes; Mycosphaerellales; Mycosphaerellaceae.
AUGAGCAGGUCGUGUUGUCCAGAAAGUCACAUCGCUGGUCGAGACAUCGAGAGUUUUGAAGAGGGCGAGCUGCGGAGUCUUCUUCCGAGGCGAGUGACCAUGACGAAUUCGUUCGAGAAAAAGGCCCUCGGGUUCAAGACCGUCCAAGCGGAAACAGAAGUGUCGUCAAACGGCAGCACCCAGAAAGCCAAAGUUCCGUGGUACGCCUACAUCUGGGAUUACGAACCCAAUCGAUCCAAGGAAGAGCGUGCUUUCGUCCAGCGGCUCGACAUCAGCGUGCUGGUCAUUCUGUCGCUUGGAUACUUCAUCAAGAACCUGGACCAGACCAACAUCUCCAAUGCCUACGUCAGCGGGAUGAAAGAGGACCUGAAGAUGAAUGGCGACCAGCUCAAUUUGAUCGACGUAGCGUGGACAUGCGGGUAUGUGGUCGGCCAGAUCCCAUCGCAGAUAAUCUUGACGAAGGUGCGACCGAGCGUCUGGAUUCCGAGCUGUGAGUUGGUCUGGACGAUCUUGACAUUCUGCAUUGCUGCGACCAAGACCUCGAAUCAGGUCAUCGCGAUUCGAUUCUUCGUCGGUCUGGUGGAAUCCAUCUUCUAUCCAGCAGCGCACAUGAUACUCGGCUCGUGGUACAAGCCUUCCGAGUUGGCGAAGCGGGCAUGCAUCUUCCAUGCCUCUUCCGCCAUUGCCAGUAUGUUCAGCGGCUAUCUGCAAGCUGGUGUCUACAAGGGUCUGAAUGGAGUGCAGGGACUGGCCGGCUGGCAGUGGCUUUUCGUGAUGGACGGGAUCAUCAGUGCCCCAAUAGCGCUCGCUGGUCUUUUCCUCAUCCCGGACUUGCCAGAGAACUCCAAAGCAUUCUAUCUGCGGAAAGACCAGAUUGUUUUGGCCCAACAACGCAUGAUAGACAUCGGACGGGCGCCGAGAUCUAGGCUGGGAUGGUCGGCCUGGAAGCGCAUCUUUGGAAGAUGGCACGUGUACUUGCUGAUAGUCUUGUACAUCACCUUCAUCAACACUGUAAGUGAAAUGACGAACCCAUCUCAGUAUCCGCCGGUAGACUAAGAGGAAGCAGGGUCCAUCAAGCAGCGUGAAUCCAUUUUCGCUCUGGCUGAAGGCUGAGGGGUACUCUGUGUCGCUCAUCAACAUCAUCCCAACAACACAGUAUGCAGUGCAAGCCGUCUCGACGGUAUUAUUUGCAGUGUUCAGCGACUACUGGCGCAACAGGCCAGCGAUCAUGUCCGUUUCAACAUUCUGGGGCCUCGUCUGUGCCAUUAUACUCGCAAUCUGGAAUGUACCGAGCGGACUGAAGUGGUUUGCUUAUGAGAUGACGAGAGCGUCCGUUCCGUACGGGCCCAUAGCCAUGUCCUGGGCCAAGUGAGUUGUCAAGUAUCCCUCAUAUUGCACAUGUUGCUGACAGCUGCUGUAGUGAGAUCUGCGGCGAGGAUGCCGAGGAGCGGACGAUUGUUCUGGGACUGAUGAAUGCGUUCGGAUACGCUUUCAACGCAUGGCUUCCGGUGUUGACAUAUCCCACUACCGAUUCUCCUCGGUUUAGAAAGGGUUUUGUGUUCACGUCCAUCGCUUUCCUCGCACAGUUCGCGAUAACGUGGUUGGUGUGGUGGUUCCGAAGGCGCGAGUUGAGGCAGAAGCCAGCAGAAGCCAUCCACCAGGACAACGCACACCAGGACACGGUAGAUGAGCCAUCAGCGACGGCUUGA